Molecule: messenger RNA, 1410 nt
Organism: Oryctolagus cuniculus (rabbit)
Lineage: Eukaryota; Metazoa; Chordata; Mammalia; Lagomorpha; Leporidae
Gene: TUSC1
Product: tumor suppressor candidate 1
Source: RefSeq, a predicted model, not a curated record
GCCCGCCACCUCUUCUCCUCCUCCUCCUCCGCCGCCGUCGCCGCCCGGGCUGCCCCGCCGGGCCCCGAACUCGCCCGCGCCUCGGCGCGCGGCCCCUCGGCCCCACCGCGCCGUUGGGACGGGACCGAUGUGGCGCAUGCGUGGUGGCGCCACCAGGUGCGGGAGCUGCGGCGGCGGGGACGGCAGCGGCGGGGACCGCCGUGGGCCAGGCCGCCCGGGCCGAGUUCGUGGGGGUGGCGGCAACAGCGGCGGCGUGGGGUGGCGAGGCCGUGCGGGCGGCGCCCGACAGCAGCUGGAGGAGCGGUUCGCCGACUUGGCUGCGAGCCACCUGGAGGCCAUCCGCGCGCGGGACGAACGGGACCGGCAGAACGCGCGGCUGCGCGAGGAGAACGCCCGGCUGCGGCUUGAGAAUCGCAGGCUGAAGCGCGAGAACCGCAGCCUCUUCCGUCAGGCUCUGCGGUUCCCAGGCGAGGGCGGCGACUGGGCGCCCGCGGAGGCGACCCCAGGCCCCGAAGAGGCCCGCACGAACCCGAGGGCCAGAGGCGGCGACCCUGAGGACGAGGCGGGGAGCCCCAGGGCCCUGAGGGCUCGGCUGGAGAAGCUCGAAGCCAUGUACCGCCGGGCCCUGCUGCAGCUGCACCUGGAGCAGCGAGGACCGCGCCCGCGCGCGGACAAGGAGGAGCCGCCUCUGCGGGACCCCGACCCGGAGCCCUCGGGGCCCUGGCUGUAGCCCGAGGCCGGCGCCGGGCGGAGGCGGGGCUUCGCGGGGCCCCUCCUCCUCCGCGCCCGCGGAGACUCUGGACGGCUGUGCGUUCCCGCCCCGCGUCCCUGCCCGCGGACACUUCCGGGCGGCGCCUGGUGCUGGCCGCGGCCGUGGAGCCGGCCAGCGCCAGUCCUCGGGCAGCUCCCCCGCCCCGUGAACACAGCACCUGUCCUGGCCGCCGCCGGUUUCUGUGGAGGGAAGCCUGGCCACGCUGGGGCUGGUUUGGGUUGAGCGAGAACUGGGUGCCAGUGAGCACCUCGCAACUCCUGCUUUGAGGUGGCGUAAGGGCCUGUUGUGUUUUCUCCCCAGUUUUGGUGUUUUGAGUGGAAUGAGUUUGUGGUUUAUACUUCAAACUCCUAAAACCUCCAGCUGUUGCCUCUUAAUGUGGCCAACAUUUUGAGUAUUUGCCUUUCUAAGUCGGUAUUACUUGGCUAUCCUAUAAAAUACCACCUUUUUAUAAAAAAAAAAAAGAUGAUAGCUAUAAUUUAAGAGUUCGUGUCUGCCCCAUACUUCAGUCUGUAUAUAUCUAAUAUAUACUGCUUUGUUUAGCCCCGGAGAAUUUUUAAGGUAUCUGUCUAUAGGUGAUCCUUUGGAUUGUUAAAUAAAUAUUACAUUAGAAAUUAGCUAAAAGCCUCCCUUUUAUUCUA